UCUUCUGAUCAAACAGCAUGGCAGCUUCCAAUUACAGUCCCUGUUACCUUAGCUGACUCACACAUUGCUACGAUUAUGCCCCUUCCCCUCCCAUUUAUCCUGCUUCGCACACCUCUGGCUCCUUCCCUUCUCUACAGGGAAACUGCUCUGGUAAAACCACUACUCCAGAACUGAGGACACGUUGCACAUUGCGUCUCCAUUAAAUCUGACUGACCCUCGUGCCAGGCCCUGCUUCUUGAAACUCUCCAUUCAUUUCCAUACAUUUGUCUUUCCUGACUUUUCUGCUGCCUCUGGGAUCUGGGCAUCCAGUCCUUUCUGUGAGUUUAUCUUCUUCUCUCCGGGCUUUGAAAUGUCAUGUUUUCCAGGUGCCUGGAAACAAAUAUCUAGGGCUUAGGCAAGCGUCCUCAUUGUGCCAGGUUUUCUUUUGCGCGGUUGUCUCCCAUCUGGCUGAGUCUCUGCCCUGGAUUCCAGCCAGGGGAACAACUCCUUUCCCCUCCCCUAGUAAAAGAUUGCUCCCUGCUUCCAAAAGGGUGAAAAGAUUCUCAAGCUUGCAGAGAUAUGUAGGAAAUACGAAACAGAAGAAGAAAAAGUGCUGCCUUUUUAUUCGUCAGCGUUGAGCCCCGAGGAGAAGGUGGAGAUGGUGGAACAGAAACCGGAAGAGCUGAGUGAGGAGUUUGCAAAGAUGGUGAUGGACUACACAGGGAUGGAGAACUUCUGGAAAAGGUACAACAAAGUGAAACUGGAGCAGCUGAGCCUGAAGCGCAGGCGGGUCCAGCUGCUAGACAUCAACGGGAAGCUGCGGGAGAUGCUCAAGCAGUACCUGGACGGCAUCUCAGUGAGUGACGAAGUGCUGAGCCAGCUCAACCCACUCUUCAUCGUCAACCACCGGAGCAACUUACCCUCCGCCUUGUCCCCGCCCGCAGCCCCGCCAGGGGCCAAGCCGCCUCGCCGUCACUUACAACAUCACUGAAGCAGCCCGCGUGAUCUCUCAUACCCUGUGACCCAAGGGGACACUGUCUUUCCCACUUGAGAUUUUUUUUUGAGGCCCCAAGAACUUUGUUCUAUUAAAAGUGUCUGAGCUCCUAA
Molecule: messenger RNA, 1086 nt
Organism: Echinops telfairi (small Madagascar hedgehog)
Lineage: Eukaryota; Metazoa; Chordata; Mammalia; Afrosoricida; Tenrecidae
Product: dynein regulatory complex subunit 2-like
Exons: 2
Coding region: 638-970 (110 amino acids)
Biological process (GO): axonemal dynein complex assembly; regulation of cilium movement; cilium-dependent cell motility
Cellular component (GO): axoneme; axonemal dynein complex
Source: RefSeq, a predicted model, not a curated record